Chanos chanos (milkfish) is the source of this 7682-nucleotide messenger RNA. Its product is annotated as KIAA0232 ortholog. The coding region runs from base 476 to 4501 and encodes 1341 amino acids. The transcript is spliced from 8 exons. Lineage: Eukaryota; Metazoa; Chordata; Actinopteri; Gonorynchiformes; Chanidae. The record is from RefSeq and is a predicted model, not a curated record.
CGGAGCUCGAGCUCGGAACGGCAGCGGGAGAGAAGUAACCGCUCCCCCCUGCUCUUUCUCCUGUUAACUACAUAGAGUUGCAGCAGGUUGUACCUGUGGAGCAAGCCGUCGCCCAAAAUGAACUCCUCUGACUAAGUUUGAGUGUAUCUCCUGACGAGCUGCUAGCCACCAGCAGUCGAAGCCAUGCCUGAAGAGUGAAGCCCCUCAUUGCUCAUAGCAAUUAAAAAAAAAAAAAGAAUACAAAAAAAAAAAACCUACAUGAUUCUCCAUGUAGUCUGCCCUCUGUGCUCCCUGCUGGAGUGAAUCCCCCCCCUUUGUCCUGAUAGGCUUUGCCCUGUCCUCCCAUCCCCUUUCUGUCCCUCCCACAAACACACAGAGUACACAGCACCUUCUUCACCAUCAACAUCAUCACCCUCAGUCCACACCCAUCCGAAACAUGUUGCUGUACCUAAGAAUGGCCCCCACCUAAAGUUCCAUGCGUCCAGUGAGUGGAGAGUCGGACGUCCCAGCCCCCCCCGGAAGUGUGUCGCGGGCCUUCCCCCCUCCAGGCCCCCUGCCUUCCUCAGAGAUGUCCCUGCUGCAGUCGCUAGGCCCGGUCCAAAGCUGGCUGGGCCAGGAGCUGGAGAAGUGUGGGAUCGACGCUAUGAUCUACACGCGCUACAUCCUCAGUCUUCUGCUGCACGACAGCUAUGAUUAUGAUCUGCAGGACCAGGAGAACGACAUCUUCCUGGGUUGGGAGAAGGGAACAGGGAGGAAGUGGGGGAAGAGUCGGAGAAAGGGAGGGACGGACCUGAGUCUGGAGGAGAUGAAGAAACAAGCUGCCGUGCAGUGUCUUCGGUCUGCAUCUGAUGAAAACUCUGGAAUCGAAAGCUUGGUUGAGGAGCUUUGCUCCAAACUCAAGGACAUCCAAACCAAACAGAAAGAGAAAGAAAAGCAAACCAGUAAGAAGUCAGAUGGCUCUCAGUCCCCCGAACUAGCUGAAUCCCCUUCUUCUAAAGACCAGGUGGAAAUGUACUAUGAGGCAUUUCCACCGCUCUCAGAGAAACCUGUUUGUCUCCAAGAGAUUAUGACGGUGUGGAACAAGACAAAAGCAUGUGCAUACUCUAGCUCGUCCUCUUCUGCUGCCCCCCAGACAAGUACCGACACAUCCUCCCCGAAAGACUGCAACAGUGAGGGCGAAGCCACCAAGGAGAGAACUCACGACACAUUCAACUCCGCCACCGUAACCAGCGAAAGGACCCAGCAGCGGCGCAGCAAGAAAGAGAAAGAGAAUCGUUAUCACGGAGGCGCAGCUGGGGUGACGGAGGACCGGGUCACCUCUCACAGCAAAAAGCAGACAAGGCAUCGUUCUGAGGGAAAGUUCCGCCCUCGGUCUUGGUCCUCUGGCUCCAGUGAGGCUGGCUCCAGCUCCAGUGGUAACCAGGGCGACACAAAAUCAUCUGGCUGCAAGGCUGCCCGGAUCAGGCACAAGUCACGGGAGGCUAGCAGUAGGAGCAAGAGGGGUCGCAAUAGCGGACAAGUCAAACAAGUCGCGAAGGGAGUUGUUAAGGAGGAGCGGAGGAAUGGAGGAGGAGGAGGCGGCGGCAGCAGCAGUAGCGCCACUGGAGGCCCUGCCAAGCAGCCGCAGCUCUUUCCGAAAAAGAGCAAGAGAUUGCUGAAGGAGAUCCGUAAAGAUACUGGCUGGGGGGAGACAAAGGACCCUGGCAGUGAUGUCAGGAACAAAAAAGAAUACAUGGAAGAACCUCUGUGGUACACAGAGCCCAUUACUGAAUAUUUUGUCCCCUUCAGCAGCAGGAGGAGUAAACUUGAGACAAAGUACCGGAGCAAGCUAGAGUCCCCCGACUGUGCUAUCGUGUCCACUGAUUUGGAUCGGUUAGCAGAGAGAGUCCAAGGGAUCUGUAUUGCAAACUCUGGCUUUCAGAGAGCAUACCUUGCCGCAGGAACUUUCGUGGAUGGGCACUUUGUGGAAGUGCCCGGCGAAGAGGUUGAGGAGGAUACUGAACUCAACGGGACCUCAAGCUGCCCUCCUCCUGAGGAUAGUCGAAAUUUAGAUGACGAGCAUCUGUCUGAAUUCACUCACUUCUAUGAAGUUGAUAUUUACCAAUCCAUAUUGGAUCCUUGUGCCUCAGAAUCAGUACAGGAAAGUCGGAUUUUGAACAUGAUUCGACAAAAGAGCAAAGAGCAAAGAGACUUUGAGGCAGAAUGUUGUUUAGUGUUAGAUGGCCUUGAGCUGCAAGGGGAAAGUGCAAUAAGGGUGGACACGUUGGGAGCUUCAGCAGCAGAUGCCUUCCUCUCACAGGAUCUGGAGAACAUAGCUCAAGUUUGGGAAUGCUGUUCGUCUUCUAGCUCUGAAGAUAUAGAAGGAGAAAGCUUUGCGGGGGACUCUCCGGCUCGGCUCUCCCCAGUGUUUGGCAGCGUGCCGUUUAACAUGAGCAGACUCCCUGGAAACCUUGAGGAGUGUCACCUCCAAGAGACCAGUGGCAACGCGCCUGGUCUGGAUUCUUCCUGCUUCUCGCUUUUUGAAUUGCAGUACGAUAGCCCGACACUUCCUUUUCCCUGCGACUCACUCACAGUUGGUCAUGAUAACACAGAUUCAAGUAGCUGUCUAGAUCCACACGGAAACAAGCAGUCUCGUUUGCUAAUAUGGACCAAAAAUAGUGCCUUUGAUGAAACUGAACACUGUUCAAACCUUUCGACGCGGACCUGCAGUCCAUGGUCCCACUCGGAAGAGACGCGUUCAGACAACGAGCAAACCAGUGCUCAGGUAGAGGAGUCAGCUCAAUUUGGCAAUGAAGAGAUUAUAAUCCCUCCCAUCCCAGCUUCGUACCUAGAGGAGGAGAUCCUCGACUUCCUGCAGGAGGAUGUUAGCCAACAACGAGAUGAGACCAGCUUAGGCACAGUUUCCAACCAGAACUUUAAAAAGAAAUCAAAACUGGAGUCAGUUUGUGGUAUUGCAUUAGAGCAGGACGAGAGCAAAGAGUUCAACACUGGCAUGUUUCCAGAUGACGCAAACCAACAGAGUGACGACUACAGCUCAGGGAUAAUAAAGGACAUUUGGACCGCUAUUGGCGACAGAGAUUCUGUUGUAACACUAGGAGAGGAGCCGGGCAAAUCAAGUAGCUACCACUGCUGUUGUCUCAAUGUGGAGGUAAAAGGGGGCCCUGCUGAGGGACCCCAGAAGAAGGCAGUGCAGCGCUCUGAAUACCACUUAUGGGACGGCCAAAAGGAAGACCAGGGACUGUCCAAAAACAAGCUCUCCAAGAUGGAUGGUGGGGAUUACACAACACCAGCCAAACCCUGGGAUGUGAACCCAGACAAAGACAGCACAUCAUUCAUCUUGGGAGGGGUUUAUGGAGAGCUGAAGACUCUUAGCGGAGACCAGGACUGGGCCGUGGUACCUCCUGGUGAUGCCCGCGACAGCCUGCUGCAAUGCGCCGCGGCGGCAGCAGCCUCUGCCUCUGAUGUGGUAACCAUUGCGGGUACAGACGUGUUCAUGAACACGGGCAGUUGCUUUGCUCCAGGCCACAAGCCCCUCUGGAGACCUCUGGUGUCCCUCGGCCAGAGCGAACAAGGUGGCAAAGGAGUGGGAGAUGGAUUGAAUAAGGGAUUUUCUUUCAUCUUCCAUGAAGAUUUACUGGGAACUUGUGGCGGUUUCCACGGAGAUGAACCUGGCCUGGAUUACCAGUUCUCGUCUUUUGACCUGAACAAUCCCUUCUCCCAGGUCCUCCACGUGGAGUGCUCUUUUGAGCCUGAGGACAUGGCCUCGUUCAGCCCUGGAUUCAAACCGAAGUCCAUAUUGUGUUCGGAUUCAGAAAAUGAAACCUUCCGCCCACAGAUCUAUGGCAUUAACCGGACACAGUACCGGGCCAUCCGCAUCUCCCCCAGGACUCACUUCCGGCCCAUAUCCGCCUCGGAGCUGUCUCCGGGUGGGGGUAGUGAGUCGGAGAUUGAGUCCGAGAAAGAGGAGAUGAGUCUUCCCGUCCUGGCCCAGGCGGAUGUCUUUGAUGACCCACAGGCAGACCUCAAGCCUCUGGAGGAGGAUGCGGAAUGCGAGGGCCCGUACUAUGGGAAGUCCGAACUGGAAUCUGGGAAGUUCUUGCCCAGGUUAAAAAAGUCUGGCAUGGAAAAGAGUGCCCAGACGUCACUGGAUUCACAGGAGGGUGGGGGCACCCUCCUGCCAAUCCCAGAGCAAGAGGUUUGCAUGGACUGCGAAAUGGCGGCAGCAGCAGCAUCAAUGUCGAGUUCUCACGCAGAGGUCUCUGACAAGAUCGACAAAGAGGAAUCUUGCAGAGAAAGGGAGGCUUGCAGAUAUGCUGCAGCUGGUCAGAUCCCUAAAUUUGGGAAAACAUUCGACAUUGUUGAAGAUUUGCAUGAGUUUCCCCUCUUAAAUAUCGGAGGACAGGGCAGGACAGAUAGCCAGCAGGAGGAGUGCUGGUGGCAGAACACUCUCUGUUCUCCUCUCUUCCCAGGAUCUCAGUGUACAGGCAGCAGUAAUAUGUGACACUGCAUGUCCACAGAGAGGCGUGCUGGCGCUAAGAGAAGGAUGCUCUCCUUCCCCUUUCUUCUCUCUCCCUUCCACUCCAUCACUACAGACCUAGAGGGGGAAGGGGACCAACAUAAGGACAGCAAAGCCAGGGCCCAUUGCCCUCUCCUCCCAUCGCCCAUUCAGCCCUAACUCCAGCUGAUUCUUAUUCAUUAACUCAAACCUUGUGUAAUCAAUAACAACCUAAAAAAGAGAGGAAAAAAAGGAAAAACUUGCUAAAAAAAAAAAUACAUGUUAGACAUGUCUUCAGGUGAUGCCAUAUCUGAAGAUAUAUAUUUUAGGUUUGUUUUAGUAUUCUUAUUUCAGGAUAAAUCUUUAAAAAGGAAAAAAAGCAUUAAAAAAUACAACUGUCACAGUUAGGCUAUAGGGAUGACAUUGAUUUUUUUUCCCCCCCUCAUCAGUUUUUGCAGAACUCUUUUGCUUUUGAGCUAGGAUACUGGUAGCAGUGGUGUCCUAAUGGUUGUGCAUGUGCUAGUCUCACUCCUAUUACUAGUGUAACUGCUACAGUUUUGCAACCUGACCGUGAUGUUGCUGUUUCGGAACACAGGUUGAAAGCACCACAAUUUCAUCCGAUUUCUUUUUUUCUUUUUUCCUUCAUUUCUUUCUUACAGUCUGCCCCCUCUAUUAUCUCUUUCUUAACCCUUAAACCUCCAGAGAGCACGUAGAGCAUGGAAAUGUGAUUGGUUUGGUGUGUGACACUGAGAAUUUUUUUUUUUCCCGGUGCAUGUGUGCCUCUCUGAAUGCAAAGAUGGAUAUAUAUGGAAUGUGAGUGACUGUCCUAAAAAAAAACAAAGCAAAACAGUUAUCUUUUAACAUUUUCUCCACAAGAGUGCAAGAUAUUGACAGAGCUAUUUUUGAAUGAUGACAGAUAUUUUUUUUCUGAGCUUUAGAAGUAGUUGUAUGGUCUCUGAGGCAAAAAACCCCCCCCACAAUGCAUAGAUUCAUCUUCCAAAAAGAAGUCAUGAGUGGAGGGGUUCUUGAAGAGAAAUAUUUACUUUUAUUCAGGGUAGAGAAAGAAAUAUUUUCAACACAUAUAAAAUACAGAAACUAAAGUUGCAAAAAAAGGAUGAGGGGAAAAAACCAGUUCAAAGGGGUUUAAUGACCCUGUGCUACAACCUCUUUAUAGCCAUUGUUUUGGAGACACCUAGUGGGUGUGAAAGUCCAUUUUUUUCUCUUGUUAUUAUUUAAUUAACUCCAUAGUUCUGGAAAAUUGGUGCUAUAAAUGCGUUAAAAGACUUCUGUAGCAGUUGCAGUUGGAUAUUGUGGCUGUGAUUUUGUAGAUCCUAUAGUUUUGUUUGUUGUCUAAGCAGAGUGUAAGGAGCAAUUGAUACUGAAGUUAUCCCCCGAGAAAAAGAAAAAGGAAAAAAAAAGUUAUAAAAGAAGCAAACAAAAAAAGAGUAAGAAAAAAAAAAGAACUGUGUGACUGCUGAUGGUUCUUGCUUCAUGUGGCUUGGUUUUAUUUUGCAGAUCAUUUUAAACUAGUGUUUCAACAAGCCUAUAAUACAGUCGUUGUUAGGAAUAUUUGAUUUUUUUUUUUUUUUAAUUUCAAGUCUGUACUCAGAUUCAUACAGUCAUUUGCAGAGACAGCUGUUCCUUCUGUUUCUAGCUUGAACAAGCUCCUCUGCAAGGUCCAAAAAAAAAAAGACUGAAAAAAAAGCCAAUAAGAUGGAAUUUACAUAACAUAGACACUACAAACUAUAAAAUAAUUUAAGGGUGGGGGUGUGAUGUGGUGAAUUCAGAACUGCACAAUGGUACAAAGAUGAAAGAGUUUCCUUUUUUUUGAGGUGUGUUAUGUUUUUGUUUUUGAAGUAACCUUGCUGUAUAUUGUUUUCAGAAAUAAUCAACCUCUGUGUUUGUCUGUAUGUUUGUAUGGGUCUGCAUUGAACACGUGUAGGCUGGAGCGAAACAUUUAAAAAAAGAAAAAAAUGACUGUGUGCUUGAACUUUAUCAAGUGAAAAUGCAAAUGUAUGCAAAUCACACUUCACUUGAUGGCAAAAUUCUAUGUGAUCCCCCCAAUCCUGUUGCACACCAAUAAGUCUACAGAAUUCAAAUGUGGUCGGAUUGAUGAAAUUCAUGACCUGUGUGUGUUCACCGUUUUUAAGUACCUGGUUUAUAUUUCAAGUGUGUUAGACAUGUAUGAAGAGUGGAUUUCUUAUUUGUCUUCCAGGUGUGUAUCCUCCUUUUUUUAUUUCUCUCCCACCAAAAAAAAAAUUUUACAUGCUCUUAUUUCAUUCAAAGUUGAAAGAACAGGCAACAAAAGCCACCAUCCUUCUGUCCAUCCUACCAUCAGUCCAUCCAUCCAUACAUUAAUGUGAUUCUCUCACUGUAACUGUCCGAAUGUGUUUGCCAGCAAUGCGUGCGAAUCUGCUAGCGCACUCCCUCAGGUUUGGGCUCCUGUGGAAAAACAAACAAACAAAAAAAAAAAAAACCACGCCUCAGAUGUCUCUUGAUCCAAAGGGUGUUUUAAAAAAAAAACAAACACCAAAAACGUGGUUGUAAUUUUUAUUUUAGGAUGGAGCACAUACCAUGAUUGAAUUGAACAAGUACAAGAAAUAAUAACUUCUGAUAAGGGGGAAAAAUAAAAAGAGAGAGAGAGAGACACGGUUGACUAUUCGGUCAGAUUUGAUGAGACAGUUUCUUAGCGUUAGAGAGUGCAUCAGCUGCUUUAAACAUUAUUCAUUAAACUCUUGAGACAAAUGUUUGAUCCCAGAGCUCGACUGAUUGAUUUGGACAAAAAAGCUUGUUUGGAAAUGGCUGGUAUCUCUGCAUCCGUUCAGUUUUCUGACAUGUGACAUGUUCAGUACUUACAGGUGGAGAGAAAUCAUUUUGGAGCAGGCAGCCAUGUUGAGAUUGCAUUUGGAUACAAGGAAGAGCUGGACGUAGGCAGGUCUAAGACCAUAUGCAUUAUCUCAAAGGAUGAAGGCUCCAAACAUUAUAGAUAUAUUAAUUUUUUUAGAUAAUAUUUUACUUUAUUUUGCAUGAAAUGUGCUUUUGAGUGAAGGAGAAUGGAGAUGAGAUUUAAUAGUCGAAUCAGUUUGAUGUGACCUUGCACUCCCUUUGAGUUAAGCUAGAACAAGUUGUUUUGGAAACACAAAUAAAUAGGAGAGGGGAUGUUUCAGUUAAAUUUUUUUUUCUUUCU